AUUAACUGGCAGGUUUUCCAGAAAUGGGAGAGAGAAGCAGAAGUGAAGGAAGCUAAGUCAGAAAGGGGGAUAAUGGUGAAACAAGAAGUAGAGGAAGAAGGUAUAGGCAAGAGUGAAAGGCUAAAAAAGGUACGUAGGGCUAAAGAGAGGGCUCUACCUCCUCCAUAUGCUGUCUCCACAACAUCUGCAAAGCCUGCCUCAACACCAUGUUUGCAUAAAGGGGAGACCACCCCCGCAGACUCUGAUGGUGAAGAGGAAACAGAGCUAUUGUAUCCUGACAUCUCCACCCUAUCCUUGGGCCAAACUCCAGAGGACAAAGGCCAGGGUGGCCAUAAACUAACUAUCUCUGAACCCCCUAAGCAGCCUGGGUGCACCAACCCCAGGACAGCAAUGACAACCCCACAACAACAGAACUCCUGGGAGGGGGGAGGAACAGAGGUGUUUGUCUACAGGCCAUGGCAGCCAGAUGAGCUGAAGGAAGUUGCAGGGGAAUUACCUGACCCCCAAAAGGCUGGAGGUGAAAAAAUGGAUAACAGCAAUGCAACAACCCAGGCCAUGUGUGGAGGGAGUGUCCUAACGCAGGGCCCCACAGACAAAGGGGACACGAGCCAGAGGAGAUGUGGCCCUAUGCACCACCGAGAGGACUUGCUGUGCAUUCUCCAGGAUUCCAGGCAGAGCAACCAUAGGAGACAGUGGAGGCAGGUAAAAGCUGCCCUCCCUGAUUCUGCAUCUGACCAACUGCACAACAUCCAGCCAGGAGACUGGGUAGUGGUCAAGGAUCUGAGGAGGAAACACUGGCAUCAACCCCGGUGGAGAGGACCAUAUCAAGUGCUGUUGACAACACCAACCGCUGUCCGGAUAGCUGAGAGGGACACGUGGAUCCAUGCAUCCCAGUGCAAAAUUUUCCCUGAUAAGGAGACAACCUCCCGUUUGGGAAAUGAUUAGAGUUGUGGCUAAAAUUCUCACCAUGAGCGUGAUGGCUGUUGCUUGGUCAUCAUUCCAGCAACAAGAUGAGAGCUGGCAACAAAUGGGGUCCAAAAGGUCCCAUAAAUCAACAACUAUACAGGACUCAGAGGGUAUAAGUGGCAUUGGCAUGUCACCUACGCAGGAUCAGGAGAUCCCAGAAGAAGAUGACAUCCUCAAGAUAAAACAACAGAUGUGCACUCACAUGUAUGCGAGCCCUCCUGUACAGAUGGAUAGGGGUAAUUGGAGGAGGAAUUACACCAGUCUAUGUGAAAAUACCUUUGGAACAAAGUAAUGAUAAUGAAGAAUGUUGUACCAUAGCAGAUUGGGCCCCAGGAAAUCCAUACAGUGAAAGUGAUGAAGAUGAAGUAUUGGUAUAGUCAGAGU
Dicentrarchus labrax (European seabass) is the source of this 1350-nucleotide messenger RNA. RefSeq lists its product as uncharacterized. The record is from RefSeq and is a predicted model, not a curated record. The transcript has 2 exons. NCBI's taxonomy places the organism in Eukaryota, Metazoa, Chordata, Actinopteri, Moronidae. The coding region runs from base 73 to 945 and encodes 290 amino acids.